GGAGACAGCAGGCAGCUCGGCCAACGGACGGGCCAGCUGGUUCCCUUCAGGGGCAGCCUUGCCCCCUCUCCCGCCCCGUCUCCCUCCCCCCCACCACACGGGGUUGUAACCCGAGCCGCCGAGCCACUGCCUCCCCUCCGGAUCCUCCCCGGAGGCUCUGCGGCCCGGGCCCCCGCGCCGUGCUGCCCCAUGCAGCCCUGAGCCCCACAGCAAGUCUGCCAUGGGCCGCGGGGCCCGUGUCCCCUCGGAGGCCCCGGGGGCAGGCGUCGAGCGCCGCUGGCUUGGAGCCGCGCUGGUCGCCCUGUGCCUCCUCCCCGCGCUGGUGCUGCUGGCCCGGCUGGGGGCCCCGGCGGUGCCGGCCUGGAGCGCAGCGCAGGGAGACGUCGCUGCGCUGGGCCUCUCGGCGGUCGCCCCCACCCGGGUCCCGGGCCCACUGGCCCCCCGCAGACGCCGCUACACGCUGACUCCAGCCAGGCUGCGCUGGGACCACUUCAACCUCACCUACAGGAUCCUCUCCUUCCCGCGGAACCUGCUGAGCCCGCGGGAGACGCGGCGGGCCCUAGCUGCCGCCUUCCGCAUGUGGAGCGACGUGUCCCCCUUCAGCUUCCGCGAGGUGGCCCCCGAGCAGCCCAGCGACCUCCGGAUAGGCUUCUACCCGAUCAACCACACGGACUGCCUGGUCUCCGCGCUGCACCACUGCUUCGACGGCCCCACGGGGGAGCUGGCCCACGCCUUCUUCCCCCCGCACGGCGGCAUCCACUUCGACGAUAGCGAGUACUGGGUCCUGGGCCCCACGCGCUACAGCUGGAAGAAAGGCGUGUGGCUCACGGACCUGGUGCACGUGGCGGCCCACGAGAUCGGCCACGCGCUGGGCCUGAUGCACUCACAACACGGCCGGGCGCUCAUGCACCUGAACGCCACGCUGCGCGGCUGGAAGGCGUUGUCCCAGGACGAGCUGUGGGGGCUGCACCGGCUCUAUGGAUGCCUCGACAGGCUGUUCGUGUGCGCGUCCUGGGCGCGGAGGGGCUUCUGCGACGCUCGCCGGCGGCUCAUGAAGAGGCUCUGCCCCAGCAGCUGCGACUUCUGCUACGAAUUCCCCUUCCCCACGGUGGCCACCACCCCACCGCCCCCCAGGACCAAAACCAGGCUGGUGCCUGAGGGCAGGAACGUGACCUUCCGCUGCGGCCAGAAGAUCCUCCACAAGAAAGGGAAAGUGUACUGGUACAAGGACCAGGAGCCCCUGGAGUUCUCCUACCCCGGCUACCUGGCCCUGGGCGAGGCGCACCUGAGCAUCAUCGCCAACGCCGUCAAUGAGGGCACCUACACCUGCGUGGUGCGCCGCCAGCAGCGCGUGCUGACCACCUACUCCUGGCGAGUCCGUGUGCGGGGCUGAGCCCGGCUGAUAAAGCACUUUCUCUCUGA
Pan troglodytes (chimpanzee) is the source of this 1422-nucleotide messenger RNA. It is a transcript of the gene MMP23, whose product is annotated as matrix metallopeptidase 23. Lineage: Eukaryota; Metazoa; Chordata; Mammalia; Primates; Hominidae. Gene Ontology annotation, molecular function: zinc ion binding; metalloendopeptidase activity. The coding region runs from base 221 to 1393 and encodes 390 amino acids. Gene Ontology annotation, cellular component: extracellular matrix. Gene Ontology annotation, biological process: extracellular matrix organization; proteolysis; collagen catabolic process. The record is from RefSeq and is a predicted model, not a curated record. The transcript is spliced from 8 exons.